AUGGCUCUUCGCACAUCCCUAUCCCGUCCAGUUCCUCUACUCGCAACCCUAACAGCCAGCGCAAUCGGAGUCAGCAUCAUUUCCAAAAUGAUGUUUAGCACAGCGUCUGCAGAGUCACCUUCUCCUCAAAAGAUCUUUAGCGGCGCAUUUUCUUCGGUCAAGUUGCCGUUGCAUAGUUUCGAGUAUGAGUCUCACGAUACAAAAAGGCUGCGGUUCAAGCUGCCGCAGGAAACUGCCGUCACUGGACUUCCAUUAGCGUCGCCUUUGUUGACGAUUACUUGGCCUGAGGGAUCAUACUUACCCAAACCUCGGCCUUAUACCCCAAUCUCACCACCAGAUGAACCAGGGUACAUGGACCUCCUAGUCAAGAAAUACCCCAAAGGCCAAGGCAGCACCUAUCUCCACUCCCUCCAACCAGGCGACACACUCUCCUUCACAUCCCUCCCCCUAAAACCAGCAUGGAAGACCAACAACUUCCCUCACAUAACCCUCAUAGCAGGCGGCAGCGGCAUAACACCGCUCUUCAAUCUCGCCCAGGGCAUUCUUCGCGACCCUGCAGAAAAGACUCGCAUGACGUUCAUCUUUGGAGCGAGGUCCGAUGAGGAUGUUUUGCUAAAGAAGGAGCUUGAUGGCUUCGCGAAAGAGUUUCCUGAGAGGUUUCAGGUUAAGUAUACUCUUAGUGACCCUAAACAAGGGUCGGAGUUGAGGAAAGGAAGGGUUGAUAAGGCGUUGUUGGAAGAGGUGCUUGGGGGUGUGGGGAGGGAUACAAAGGUUUUUGUUUGUGGGCCUAAGGAGAUGGAGAAGGCACUUGUUGGAGGAGGGGGAGCUUUGAAAGAGAUUGGGUUUGAGAAGAGUCAGAUCCAUACGUUUUAA
This is a messenger RNA of Fusarium pseudograminearum CS3096, 873 nucleotides long. RefSeq lists its product as uncharacterized. The record is from RefSeq and is a predicted model, not a curated record. Gene Ontology annotation, biological process: ergosterol biosynthetic process. NCBI's taxonomy places the organism in Eukaryota, Fungi, Ascomycota, Sordariomycetes, Hypocreales, Nectriaceae. The transcript is spliced from 3 exons. The coding region runs from base 1 to 873 and encodes 290 amino acids. Gene Ontology annotation, molecular function: cytochrome-b5 reductase activity, acting on NAD(P)H.